Aspergillus candidus is the source of this 1065-nucleotide messenger RNA. RefSeq lists its product as uncharacterized. NCBI's taxonomy places the organism in Eukaryota, Fungi, Ascomycota, Eurotiomycetes, Eurotiales, Aspergillaceae. The transcript is spliced from 3 exons. The record is from RefSeq and is a predicted model, not a curated record. The annotation marks the transcript as partial.
GAUGAUGCUCACUCAUCAUUCCCCUCCCUUUCCCAGGGUACAGAGGAGAAGCAUGGGCUGGGGCUGGCGCGGCGCAGGACUGCACUGCGCUGCGCUGCUACUUUCUCUGUCUGUACUUGCGCCAACCCUGUUGCCCUGCCUGCCUCUCUCCAUUUAUUGUUCUUACCUCUCCUCUCCCUCUCCUCCAUCCCCUCCCUCCAUCCCAUUCCUUAUCCAACCUACUUACUUCCCUUCCGACUUCUCCCCUCCCCCAUUGCACCAUCUUAAGUCUAGAGGGAUCCUCCAACUUCUGCACACUUUCGCGCAUCGAUUGCGCCAAAUCACACAAUGUCCACCCGUAAGAGAAAGCAAGAAGCCGAGGAGGAGGAAGAGCUCCAGGCGCUUCCUAGCGACGAGAGCGAAGAGGAAGAAGAAUAUGAGGACUCCGACGUAGGCGAAAGCGCAGGCGAAGAAGAAAGCGAGUCAGAAGCGAGCGCCGAAGAAGGAGACGAAGAGGAAGAAGAGGAGGAAGAAGGUGCUCCUCAAGAGAAAGGCCCUCCCGCCCCGAAGAAGCGAAAGACAGCCACCGCGCCCGAGGGAGAGGGUGAAGGUGAAGAGAAGGAAGAAGUGAAGGAGAAAGGCAAGGACGCUGGCGAGAAUGGUGUCGACGACGACAAGGAGGGGGAGGGGGCAGGCGGAGACGAAGAGGAAGAGGAAGACGAGAAAGACGAGGGCGCUGAAAAGACGGAAAAGAGCAGCGGGCCCGCUGCGGCGGCGGCGAAAGCCAAGGGCAAUGUUGUGCCCAAAGAGAAUGAACUGGAUUCUGAUGCUUUGGAGGCGGAUGAGUGAGGUCAGACGUCUUUGUUGGACUUGGAUAAUGCUGUGUUAAUCCGUCAAGAUGACCUCUUAUUCUUUGCUUCUGCUAUGGGCCUUGUCUAUAUUCUUGGAUUAGUAGUAGGUGGUCUUGUUCUGAUAUGGCCUGGACUCGGAGGUUAUAGUAUAAAGAUCUCUUGUCGUGGUAUGUAAUUCAACAUAUUUCCAAUUUCCAUGGACGAUUGUCACAUUCCUGAGAGAUGUAUCAUCAUU